Molecule: messenger RNA, 688 nt
Organism: Rubroshorea leprosula
Lineage: Eukaryota; Viridiplantae; Streptophyta; Magnoliopsida; Malvales; Dipterocarpaceae
Source: the annotation of a GenBank genome assembly
GGUUGUUGCGGUUUUUGAAAUCCACCUGAAAAAUUUCCCGAUCGAUCUCCACCACCAGCAAUAAAUCAAUGCUGCGGAUUCACCAUACCUCGGCGUCGCCAUUGCCAUUGCCAUUCUCCUUCAAGGACAUCCACAAUCUCUGCUGUGAAGAACCUAACGAAAGCUCCUCCUCCAGCACCGCGGCCAGGCAACCGGAAUUGGAUUCAUCCUUAUCCAUUCCGGGUGCUGAUAACCGCAUUGUCGUUUACUUCACGAGUCUCCGCGCGGUGCGCUCGACCUUCGAGGACUGCAGCGCCGUGCGAUCCAUCCUCAGAGGAUUCCACGUAUCGAUCGACGAACGAGAUCUGGCAAUGGACUCGCGGUUCUUAAGCGAGCUGCAGGGGAUCCUUGGUGCACGGAAGCAAACCUUGCCGCGAGUUUUCAUCGGCGGAAGGUACAUGGGUGGGGCAGAGGAGAUCAGACAGCUGCACGAGACAGGAGAGCUGAAGAAAUUGGUGAAUGGAUUGGCCGCAGCGGAACCAGGAACGUGUGGCGGGUGCGGCGGCUACAGGUUCCUCCUGUGUCACGACUGUAAUGGUAGCCAUAAAUUAUACACACAAAAAACAGGGUUCAAGACCUGUACGGCCUGCAAUGAAAACGGUCUCAUCAGGUGCCCUUAUUGUUCUUGUGCACCAUUCUAAAAAAAAAA